AUGAACGAUAUUGGAAGAGAAAUAAAAUCGGUAUUUGACGUAGUGGAAGUACGCGGUAAUUUUUAUGCUGGUGGAAAAACAGAUAAUGUUUGUCUUCCUGGCCUUUUUAUUCAUAAUAUUGGUCAUGUAUUAUUACCAUUCUCUGAACUACAAGCAAAAUUGAUCACUCUUCAAAACAAUGCAAAUGAUUUAAAGCCAACACAAUAA
This is a messenger RNA of Didymodactylos carnosus, 207 nucleotides long. The record is from the annotation of a GenBank genome assembly. NCBI's taxonomy places the organism in Eukaryota, Metazoa, Rotifera, Eurotatoria, Philodinida, Philodinidae.